Zingiber officinale is the source of this 1187-nucleotide messenger RNA. Its product is annotated as eukaryotic translation initiation factor 6-2-like. NCBI's taxonomy places the organism in Eukaryota, Viridiplantae, Streptophyta, Magnoliopsida, Zingiberales, Zingiberaceae. The record is from RefSeq and is a predicted model, not a curated record. Gene Ontology annotation, biological process: assembly of large subunit precursor of preribosome; ribosomal subunit export from nucleus; maturation of LSU-rRNA. Bases 174 to 911 code for a protein of 245 amino acids. Gene Ontology annotation, molecular function: ribosomal large subunit binding. The transcript has 8 exons. Gene Ontology annotation, cellular component: preribosome, large subunit precursor; cytosol; nucleolus.
CCUUGCUCACCACGGCUCCGUUGGACCAUAUAACGCAACGUUGCGCGACCGGGAAUCGAUAGAAACCCUAAAACAAACCUAAAUAAAGCCUAAUUUGUGAGCGGAGCUUUUGGCAUUUGGCGGCGAACUAUCCGGCGAUUCAGGUGUAUCUAAAUUUCGCAGCAGCCACCAAUAUGGCUACUCGUGUUCAGUUUGAAAACAAUUGUGAAGUCGGGGUAUUCUCUAAGUUAACAAAUGCCUACUGUUUGGUUGCAAUUGGAGGAUCAGAGAGCUUUUACAGUGUGUUUGAGUCUGAGUUGGCUGAUGUUAUCCCUGUGGUCAAGACCUCUAUAGCAGGAACUAGAAUUAUUGGACGACUUUGCGCUGGAAAUAAGAAUGGGCUUCUUUUGCCACACACCACAACUGACCAAGAGCUACAACAUCUGAGGAACAGUCUGCCUGAUGGUGUGGUUGUCCAAAGAAUAGACGAAAGGCUAUCUGCUUUAGGCAAUUGCAUUGCUUGCAAUGACCAUGUUGCUCUUACACAUCCUGAUCUGGAUAGGGAAACCGAAGAACUCAUUGCAGAUGUACUUGGUGUGGAAGUGUUUAGGCAAACAAUUGCUGGAAACAUACUUGUGGGAAGUUACUGUGCAUUUUCGAAUAAAGGGGGUCUGGUACACCCUCAUACAUCUAUCGAAGACCUUGAUGAACUCUCAACUCUUCUCCAAGUCCCUCUGGUCGCAGGAACAGUGAACCGUGGCAGCGAGGUUAUUGCUUCUGGAAUGACUGUCAAUGACUGGACAGCUUUCUGUGGAUCUGACACCACUGCGACAGAGCUCUCCGUCAUUGAAAGUGUCUUCAAACUAAGAGACGCACAGCCAAACAUUAUUGUAGAUGAGAUGAGGAAGUCGCUCAUCGACAGCUACGUGUGAUAUCUUGGAUCUAGAUAGCAAUGGAAUACUAUGGAGCUAAGAUUGCUCAGGAGUCGACUAUGGAUUCAACCUUAUGGUGGCCAAAAUUAUUGUAAUACAGAGUUUGUUAUUUGCUGAGUGUGGAUUGUGAAAGUUAGCUAAUGGAGAUUAAGCUAAGAAAGAGCUUCACUUAGUUUGGUGAAAUACCAAGUGAAUUGGUAUGGAGAUAACGGAGGGUUGUGAAGGACUUUGUUUUUUUGUACUCGAUAAUCUAAAUUAGAAAUGCCUUUAUAUUUA